UUUCGCAAAUUUAGAUGCCUCCCGAACCAAAGAAGGGAGGAUGCCUUGUGGCACGAGCCGUACCGCUACCCCUGGGUGGUUCGGCCACCCAAGAUUUGACAGAUCGCAUGGAACAGCUGAUAAUCGGAGACACUAAUAGCCAAAGAAAAAUUGACAAAGUGGCCAACAAUAUCAGCCCGUCGGACUUUGUCACUCUGCAAAGCAUCAGAUCAUCAGCUUUGGCACGAAAAACAGCUACAACUUCGAAAUUCUGUAGCAGUGGUCCAAUGCUGUUCAAUGAUCUGCUUAACAAAGAUCCAGAGGAGGAAGCUACUCCAAAGAAGAGUGACAAGCAGAAGGAGUCGGUCAAAAGGAAGGAUGACAAAGCAGCAGAAAAAGAGGAAAAAAGUGACGAUGUGAAAGACAAAGACCAACCUAAAGAAGGCGAUCUACUUUCACGAGGUCCUGUGAAGAAUGUACGACCACCACAGGCUCACCACCCUUACAGUAUUGGCCCUCUACAUUAUGGAACCGCUGCACAAAGCACUGUACACGAUUAUUCGGCGUUUUCUAACUAUGGCAGUGGAUACGAGUGCGGGAGUACAUGGACAGACAGUCCUGACACAUUCGGUUACAUCUCUUCGUCAUCAUCACCGGAUUCUAUUGCGACAGAUCAUGGAUACCACUCCAGCUCACCGAUACAAAAGUCUGUACAGAACAGUCCAUUCACUGAUCACUCACUCUCGAAGGAUGAAUUGUCACGUCUACUGGAUAAUUCGGAACUACCUGAUCCACUUGUCGACUUCAUCUUAAAAUACUCACGACAAUACACCGAAGACCCUACCUCUGAAGAUCCAAUGUCAAGUCCGAAACAUCGGCCACCUUCAGCGGAUUCCGGUGUGGAUUCGCCAAUGUCAGCUCGUUCAGCACCUCAUGCCAGCCCUGAAGUACCCACCGGUGGAAACAGUGGGCCUACGACACCGUCAUUCAACCAGACCAGACUCAGCCCAAGCAAAGGCCUCGAACGCUCUGCUAAGCAAACGCUUCGUGCACUCAUCCCCGAUGCUGAAAUGGACGACGCUUGGGCUUGGACCCUGAAGUGUAUCCAGUUCGCUCCUGGCACUCUAACCCACCAGGAUGACGAUCGCGACACCCUUCUCCACAUCGUGAUCACUCAUCACGACCUUGCUAAAAUCUACUCGCUCGUUGAACAACAGUUGAAACUCGAUAAUGUCAAAGAUCAGCGACCGUAUGAUGUCCCAAAUCGCUACAAUGAAACUCCACUAUUUUUAGCUGUGCAGCAACAGCUCAAGGAGGUUGUCGCAUAUUUGCUGGAAGUUGGUGCAGAUCCUAAUGUACAAACGCUUCGCCCGGAAAGAGAAGGAGCACUACAUUAUGCUGCCGCCAGAGGAAUGAAAGAUAUUGUUGAAAUUCUGUGCGCCACACGCGGAUUGCGCAUCAACCAGCUAAAUGGCAGAGGCCAAACGGCCCUUCAUUGUGCGAUUGCCAGCCAUGGAGUGAUCGACGAGCGCUCACAGAAGAUCGUCGACAACCGUGACAUCAUCGUCACACUUCUCAAAGCUGGAGCCGAUCCAACCCUCGUGGAUGCCAGAAGUGGACGGACAAUCGUGCAUUACGCCAUCGAAACUAUGGAUCCACAAAUUAUCGAGGUCUUGAAAAACAAUGUCGAAGAGGAAUCAUGGACGGAAUUGGUGAAUCUUGCAGAUUUUAACCAGGAAAAACCUAUGGACAUGUUCAAAGCCGGAAGAUCCCUAUCACAAAACGAGUCUGCCAGAUCGGAAAUUUUCAUGACUUUGCUGAUCAGUGGAGCUCGAAUACAGACUACACAAUAAAGAAGACCGGCAAGGAAUGGAUUGAACAUGAUUUGAAGUUACUGUAAACUAUCUAAUCAUAUACAAGAAGAAUGUACGUACGUGCACAUCUACUGGGACCGGUUUUAUUAAACACGUUUAGACGCGUUGUGAUUAUCAUAACUCUUUCUGUGUUGUUGUAUAUGUAGAAUUAGUUACACACAGAAUUAUGACCAGUAUUUUCUAUCAGCGGUUUUUUACGUUUUCUAUACGAGCUAUUUCAAUAGAUUCGAGAUGCGACUGUGUUGUUAGUAUUACCACUUUUCUGUUAAAAGCGUCUUCUAUACGGAUCAACGACCUCAUUUGGCUGGUACAAAUGAUUCACCAAAUAACCCGAACUCCACAACCAUGCUGUACGCGAUUUAAUUACGUGGAUGGACUGUAUCUAUCUGAGAACGUUAGAAAUAAAUGUGAUGU
Cylicocyclus nassatus is the source of this 2267-nucleotide messenger RNA. Lineage: Eukaryota; Metazoa; Nematoda; Chromadorea; Rhabditida; Strongylidae. The record is from the annotation of a GenBank genome assembly.